Molecule: messenger RNA, 1175 nt
Organism: Rubroshorea leprosula
Lineage: Eukaryota; Viridiplantae; Streptophyta; Magnoliopsida; Malvales; Dipterocarpaceae
Source: the annotation of a GenBank genome assembly
GUAGAAGGACCCAACAAGAUGCCUUUUAUCGUUUAAGAUGAACGAUUUGAAUGUACAUAGACAAAAAUGAACGAAGAAACAUAGUACAGGGACUUAUAUUAGGCUUUAACACAAUUAAUGUUCAUUUUCCAUUUUUUCACCGCACACGUGGCACGUGGUCCUGAGCCGACUGCACUUGAAAACUUCUACGCAGUUCAACAGGAUUCCCAUUUUAGAUUUGGUACAGAAGUUAUCUCGUCCUUCACUUUAUCUCUGUCUGUCAACCCUAAUGUCUCCCCUGUUUUCAACAACCCAACUCCUUCCAAAUCUCCGUCCUCUCACCGUAAAACUGAUGGGAUUUCGUUCUUCCAUGUCAAGAUUUGGAGUGCAUGUCCAGAGAGGAUUUGCGGUGAAACCUUUUCCAGGAGCUGUUGAAGAUCCAUAACCAUCAUCUGGUGAGCGUUAGAUCUAUCUACUCUCUUCCCGUUAAAUAUUUAUUGAGAGUGGUGUUUGUUUAUGUAAGUUUGUGUAUAUCUUGUUAUUGUAUGUGGUAUUACUUUCUGGCAGUAGUAUGGAGAUUCUUGUUUAAAAAGGUUUUUUGAUGCUUCAUCUGAUUAUAGUUAGCUACUAUGUAGAUCUGUAGGAUUAGUGAUCUCUCCAUCCCUUGGAAUCUUGGGUGUGAAAUGUUUCUAAUGUAGAUUUUUGGAAAAUGCUGCCUUUUUAAACAAUAAUGAGAGGCUCCUGCAUCCUAAGAUGCAAGUGAACAUAACACUAAAUCAAAAACGAGAAUGCUAUGAAGAAGAGAUGGAAUAUUGCUUGUAUAUAAAACAAGAAUAUUUUUAGAAGUUUGGUUCAAACUGUUUCUAGCCACUGUAUCAUAUGUGAAUUUAUCAAAAAAACCUGUGAAAUGCAUCACCAAUGUGUAUAUGUGCUCAACAUAUCAUAUUCUAGUGUAGGUUCAACACUCAUACCCAGACCUUUUUUAGUGUCUACUUAAGUUUCUCCAACAUCUUUACAACAUCUUUCAUGUCUGGCCGGUUUCCUGGAAUAAUGUCUCAGCACUUCUUGAUCAGAUCUGUAAUCUCAAUUGCUGUCUUCUCUGAACACCCUGGAGUAAUUUUCCAUAAACUACAUGACCAGAUUUUCAAUUUGCAAUAGCAACUAUGUGUCCUGGGUCUUCUGAAUGUUUGUCAUCU